AGAUCAUAUAUGUAUAUAUCUAUACUUUAUACUGUAAUUGUGUGGUCCUAUAGUAUGAUAUUAUAGUAUUAAAUAUAUCUUAUAAAUAAUACUAUUUAACAGUUAGUAAACACUAGUCAUGGCCUAUCCAAAUACAAUGUAUGGUUCAACUAAUCCUGAAACACAAAUAAGUCCAGAAGUGCAGCAAUGGUUUAGUACUGUUGAUAGGGAUGGCAGUGGAAGAAUCACAGCUAUAGAAUUAAAAUCUGCAUUGGCAAAUGGACAAGGGGGUACAUUUUCAGAUACAGCUUGUAGGCUUAUGAUAGGAAUGUUUGACAAGGAAAAAAAUGGUACAAUAGAUUUAUUUGAAUUUCAAGCUCUUUAUAAUUAUAUUAAUGCAUGGCUAGGUGUCUUUCGUGGUUUUGAUCAUGAUAAUUCUGGAAGUAUACAAGAAAAUGAAUUAAAUGCAGCUUUAACUCAAAUGGGAUAUAGAUUAAGUCGAGAAUUCAUUUCAUUUUUAAUAAAAAAAAGUGAUCCUACUGGUCAUUCUACUAUCACUAUAGAUCAAUUUAUUGUAUUAUGUGUUCAAAUUCAAAGAUUUACAGAUGCUUUUCGAAUAAGAGAUAAUGAACAAACAGGAAUAAUCACUAUUGGAUUUGAAGAUUUUCUAGGAGUUGCACUUAAUUGUAGUGUAUAAUAAUUUUUUUUAUUAAAUUUAUGAUUAUAUUUAUUUUAAAAUACAAAAAUUAGUAGUAGUUUAAUAUUUCAAAAUAUUAGAAUUAUAAACACUUGUACCUUAUUAUUCUUAAUUAUUCUUAUUAGUAAACAUAUUAUUUUUAAUAUUAAACAUAUGUAUUUUUAUAAUUUAAUUUUAUAGAUUAUAAAUUUUAUCAAUUUUUUUAUAAUUGCAAAUAAUUAUAAUAAAAUGAAAUAUUUUGUGCUUAGAUUUAUUUAAUAUUGCUUAAUAUUAAUCUAACGAAAAAUAAUUAACAUUUUAUUAAAGAAUUAUUCAUUUAUUUUUUAAACAUAAAAGAAUAUAGGAUAAAUUACAGAAAUUUUAAAAUUAUAAUUAUUAAUUUAUAUUUUACAAAAAAUAUUUUGUGUAUGUAUAUGAAAUAUAUAUAAUAUAUAAAAAAUAUAUAAAUUUAUAUUAAUUCAUAGUAAAUGUAAUAAAUAUUUAAAUAAAAAAUUUGUUUGUUUGAUGAGUGCUACUAUAACAUCAAUAUAAUGUAUAACCACAGACGAAAUAUAUUACAUUUUAUUAAUAGAAAUAAAAGAAAUAAUUAAUCUAUUUUAUGUUAAAUUAUUUAUAUUAACAUUUUUUUAUAUAAAUUUACACAAAUUAAAUAAUUUACAUUACAAAAACUUAUAUAAUUUUGUUGUUUUGUGGCAGUUAAAGAUGUAUUCAUAUAAUUUUUUUGUGAAAAAUAAUUUAUAUUUUUGAAUAUAUAUGGAUAUAAAUUAUAAAUUGUAAAAUAAUUCCUAUAAAUUGAAAUAAUGAAUAUUUUAUUUAAAAUAAUUAUGUUUCAAACAUAUUUUGGAAAAAGUAUUGUUUUAACCUAACAUUCAAAGAUUAUAUUGCAUAUAAAACAUAUUUCUAAAACAUUUCAUAAAAUAUGAAUUUAUUUUAAUAUUUUGUGACAUAUAUAUUUUAAGAAUGUUAUAGGAAUUCAAAUUAAUAAUUGUAAAAAACGACGGUAUUAAUUAUAAAAUUAUAAUAGAAUAUAAUUGUAAUCAUAUAUAUGUAAGAAAGUAAUUUUAAAAUUCAUAAAAAUAUAUUUGAACUUCAAAUGACAGUACAAAACUCUAUUAUAUAUUAAUAUAUUAUUAUAUAUCUAAUAUUGUUUUAUGUAAAUAAAAAAUUUUAUUAAACACUCAUCACAUGACAAAUAUUAUUUUUAAUAUAGAUUUUAUUUAUACAAUAUCAUUAUUUAUAUUGGAAAAUUUAAAAUAAUAUUGAUCAUAUAAUAUUAUUAAUUAUAUAAUAUAAUAUAACUUAACUUAUAAGUAUUAAUAAGAUAAUUAUUUGAUCUAAUUAGAUAUUUUGAUGAAGACUUCAAUGAUAAAACAAAAUUAAAGAAUUUCAAUACAACAGUAUCACAUACUAGAGAGGCAUAUAAAAGAAUUCAAGAAUUUAAUAGAUUAAAAAGAGCAAGACAACUUCUUGAUGCUAUUUGUUUUACAAAUGAAUUACUUACAGAUGGUUCAGAUAUAGAAAUAUUGAGUCUUGCUAACAUAAUAAUAAAAAGAUUAAAAACUUUAGGAGUUUGUAAUAAUGUAUUAGAAAAUUCUUGUAAAGAUACAAGGAACACAUUUAGACCUCAUAUUGGUAUCUAUCAUUGCUGUACAUUUUGUUCAAGUGGUGGUAAGAAAGAAGCUACUUGUGGAUGUGGAGGAAUUAUGCCUGGUGGAUAUAAAGGCUGUGGACAUGGUCACAUUGGGCAUCCUGGUAUACACCAUUGGUCUUGCUGUGGAUCAAUCUUUCGUUAUGGAUAUUGUUUAAGUUUUCAGAAAUAUCAAUUGUUAUUUUAAUGUUAUUAAUUUGAAAAUAAAUAUAAAUAUAUACUA
This is a messenger RNA of Apis cerana (Asiatic honeybee), 2547 nucleotides long. It is a transcript of the gene Pef, whose product is annotated as penta-EF-hand domain containing protein peflin. Lineage: Eukaryota; Metazoa; Arthropoda; Insecta; Hymenoptera; Apidae. The record is from RefSeq and is a predicted model, not a curated record. Gene Ontology annotation, molecular function: calcium ion binding.